Vigna angularis (adzuki bean) is the source of this 1217-nucleotide messenger RNA. Its product is annotated as choline-phosphate cytidylyltransferase 1. The transcript is spliced from 8 exons. Lineage: Eukaryota; Viridiplantae; Streptophyta; Magnoliopsida; Fabales; Fabaceae. The coding region runs from base 126 to 974 and encodes 282 amino acids. Gene Ontology annotation, biological process: CDP-choline pathway. The record is from RefSeq and is a predicted model, not a curated record. Gene Ontology annotation, molecular function: choline-phosphate cytidylyltransferase activity; phosphatidylcholine binding.
UCCGGGUGGGGUGGGGCGGGGCUCAGGUGGGUCCAGAGAAACGGUUGGGAAGAUCAUAGCCUGAUCUUGGACCUCAUUCACACGCACUCUCUUUUAUUUAUUCACUCAGAAGGAGAGAAAUAGUGAUGGAAGAAGAAGAGCAAAAAGUUAUGGAAAAGAGUUGCAAGGAAACUCCUGUUCGAGUUUAUGCUGACGGGAUUUAUGAUCUCUUUCACUUCGGUCAUGCCCGUUCUCUUGAGCAGGCUAAGAAACUGUUUCCGAACACUUAUCUCCUUGUUGGAUGCUGCAAUGAUGAGAUCACCCAUAAGUACAAGGGCAAAACUGUUAUGACUGAGAAGGAACGCUAUGAGUCUCUUCGCCACUGCAGGUGGGUUGAUGAAGUUAUUCCAGAUGCGCCAUGGGUAAUCACCAAGGAGUUCCUUGACAAGCAUCAAAUUGACUAUGUGGCACAUGAUAGUCUUCCUUAUGCUGAUGCAAGUGGAGCUGGAAAGGAUGUGUAUGAAUAUGUUAAGUCUGUUGGAAAAUUUAAGGAAACAAAGCGGACUGAUGGAAUUUCUACUUCUGAUAUUAUAAUGAGAAUUAUCAAAGAUUAUAAUCAAUAUGUAAUGCGUAAUUUGGACCGUGGUUACACAAGAAAGGAACUAGGUGUCAGCUAUGUGAAGGAGAAGAGAUUGAGAAUGAACAUGGGACUUAAAAAAUUGCAGGAGAGAGUGAAGAAACAACAAGAGAAAGUGGGAAAAAAGAUUCAAACGGUGGGAAAAAUUGCUGGAAUGCACCCUAAUGAAUGGGUUGAAAAUGCAGAUCGAUUGGUUGCUGGAUUUCUUGAGAUGUUUGAAGAAGGCUGCCAUAAAAUGGGAACAGCAAUCAGAGACAGAAUACAAGAACAAUUGAGGGCACAACAGCUGAAAUCUCUUCUUUAUGAUGAGUGGGAUGAUGAUGAUUCAUUCUAUGAUGGUGAAUACUACUCCGACUAAAGGGGCAAAUAAACUUUUGUGUUUCUGGAUUAAGGAUCAUUCCUAUAUAUAACUAAGCUACCCUUUCUGUAAGGAGAAUUACUUGAAGGAUACUGGAUUUCAUACAUGCAAGAUGGUUUUGUACAUUAUUUUCCUUUGUACAUAGUUUGAUUUGAUUAUAUUUUCUUGUUAUAAGAGAAUGUAACUUUUAAGAGUACUGGUGGGACAGACCUUCAAUCAGACCUUUCUUCUUUACUCUCUUUU